Messenger RNA from Marasmius oreades (fairy-ring Marasmius), 1184 nucleotides. RefSeq lists its product as uncharacterized. The transcript has 4 exons. Gene Ontology annotation, cellular component: ribosome; mitochondrial large ribosomal subunit. The coding region runs from base 1 to 543 and encodes 180 amino acids. The record is from RefSeq and is a predicted model, not a curated record. Gene Ontology annotation, biological process: translation. Lineage: Eukaryota; Fungi; Basidiomycota; Agaricomycetes; Agaricales; Marasmiaceae. Gene Ontology annotation, molecular function: structural constituent of ribosome; large ribosomal subunit rRNA binding.
AUGAGGGCUAAUGAAAGUAGCAAGCUAAGCACUAUUUCCCCUUUCGGCAUUACCGAGGAUAGCCGUGACAUUCGGCUCGUGGCCGGUCUUCACCGUGUCCUUUUUCUCUUCCUCAUCGCCCACAACAACCGCCGGCGGGUCAUGAUUGGCCUCAAAGGUACCCUCAAUGUCAUAGAUAAUUCUGGCGCCCUCAUCGUCGAAUGUGUCAACGUUCUAAAAAACAAAGUCAAUAACGGCUGGGGUUCAGUAGGCGAUGAAAUCGUCUGUGUUGUUAGAAGCGCGCGUCCGGUAUCAGCCGCAACGCAAGCAUCGGUCACAGCCAUUAAAGUUCGCAAGGGAGACGUCCGUAGAGCUGUAAUCGUACGAACGAAAAAACCCGUACGACGACCUGACGGCCGGUUUAUUCGUUUCGACGACAACGCGGCUGUCUUGCUCAAUAACAAGAGAGAAAUGCUUGGAACACGUAUUGGUGGUGUAGUUAGUGCAGAUCUAAAAUUGAGAGGCUGGGCUAAAAUUGCUGCAGUCGCUCCGAAGGCAAUUUGACGGCUCUUAGCGACCUGCCUUGAGGGCCCGACAUGUCAAUAGGCGCUUGUAAAAAUGCGACUUGCACACCGUGCUUAGUUACCGUUCAAGCUGAUGCCCUAGUCGUUUUCAAAGUAUACCCGUAUACCUUCCGUUCGAAUAUAAGGCUCCUACAACAUUUGCGUUCAUCUUAAUCUUCGUUUCAUGUUCAGAAUCACGCCUCAAAUGAAACUAUUGUCCCAAACGCUUUUUGCAAAGGCGAGUGCUUUGGUUUCUCGUAAAUCCGUCCUGCAAAGACUCUCAUAUCCUGUCCAUCCGUGGGGAGGUGUCUUCCUUUAGUUGCACUUCCUGCCUAAGUAUACCAUGAGCCACAUUGGUAGCAAAUUUGGAGAGCUACUGAACACCCUUCUACCUCCCCGCGUGCUACGUUGUUGUCAACCUGUUGGUGUAUAUCAUCGCACCUCGAUCUAUGCAGAUGCGGAAAUGAAGAGGCACUCCUUACCGGUGCUAUUCUUGCGGCUAUUCAAGUUUGACUUGAGUUGCGAAUCAAAAGUCGACGAACCUCAAGGCCCCUUUGUGUUCUCAGUCCUUCGACCUCCGAUUUUACUUCUUCGAACAAGCAGUUCCUGCUCUUAAAACUGCGCAGCACUCCCAUGAGCGUG